AUACGGCUGUUGGGUAUCAGUCUUCGACCGUCCAGUCAACCUAUCAUACUAUUAUCAUCGACAGUGUAUCUGCAACGAUAAACUCAAAAUCAAAAUGAGCAUCAAAAUGUCGCUUUUCGCUAUCGUCGCCUGUUGUCUGGCCGCCAUGUCCGCCGCCGCCCCGUCCGGUUUAGUUCCCGUUCCCCUGGCCGCUCCCGCACCGGUCGUGGCCGCAGCCGCCCCACCAGUGGUCACCGCUUACAGUUCACAGUACGUGGCCAGGAACUAUAACGGCAUCGCAGUCGCACCCGCAGCCGUCCCAUCCGCGGCCAUCGUCGGCUAUCCAGCAGCACCCGCACCCAUCUACGCACCCGCCGCAUAUGCCUACCCGAGUCCCCUGGUCCAAGACUACUUGUUCUAAACUUAUUACAGCGCAGGUCGAGAAUUCAAAGCAUACGUAUAUAUAGUGGUACUAUUUUCGUGCGUCAAAGUCUCUUCGCCGUGAUCUUCAUUCUUAAACUUCAUUUCUCAAUCUUUUAUACGUCAUAUUGUUUAUCUGUUAUAAAAACAAUGUUUGUUGUUAAUCUACCGUUAUGUUUAUUUUUAAAACUCUUGUACGAUUUCUAUAUAAAUAAAUAAAUCAAAAAGCGUUUGUUCUUCGCAAACCACGAGUUGACAAAAUAUAUAUA
This is a messenger RNA of Melanaphis sacchari, 668 nucleotides long. Its product is annotated as angiomotin-like. NCBI's taxonomy places the organism in Eukaryota, Metazoa, Arthropoda, Insecta, Hemiptera, Aphididae. The record is from RefSeq and is a predicted model, not a curated record. The coding region runs from base 95 to 400 and encodes 101 amino acids. The transcript is spliced from 2 exons.